CACUAGCUGGAACUGACCCAAUAUUGACCACGGGAGUGGACAAAUUACACCUGCCAUACCGUGUGAAUCUACAGCAGAAUAACCUCAUCAUGAUGUGAAAAAACAAAUACUGGCUCUUUAAGGGAAUGUCCACCUGAAAACCCUCCCUCCCUGCCCCCUUCCCUGCUUCCUUCUCUGUUAGAGGAGUAAUUGGAUCUCUGAUCUGUCAUUCUCACCUGCACAGCUAACAAAUCCCACCCACUUUCCCAUGCCCAUUUCAGUGUUUAAGCUCUGCCUUUCACCCAUAAGCCUGUGCCAGGUAGAAGACCAGCUGCAUUUGCACAAGGAGGAGGCAGAAAUCAUGCAGCCUUUGGACUCGGAAAGAGGCUUAAUCAAAAUCAGCCACUGUAAGAGAGACAUCUUUUGUUCCUUUGUGCCCAAGCAUUGUCCCCUGUGUGGGCAGAGCCUGUUCUACAGGAAACUGGAAGAAGCACCUGUCACUAUCCCCAGCCCAUUUGUUAAUGGGCACAGAGAAAGAUGUUCUUUUUUACUUAAACCUACUACAGGAACCUUUCUAAGAGGGUAUGAUGGAAGUUCUGAUCUCCAUGUUGGAAUAACCAAUAAUAAUGGUUUAGUGUAUAAUUACAACGAAACUGGAGUUAACAUAGCUGAGCAUGGAUGGGAACAAUGUGUACGUGUUCAGCUAGUCCAGCCUGACAUGUAUGGUCUGCUUAACCAAUGGGAUACAUACCUAGAACAAUUCUCUGCAGCAGAAAUCUGGCUUCCACACAGGUAUGAAGAACAUCUCCAUAACUGUUACACCUAUGCACUAACAUUUAUUAACUGUGUGCUUAGUGCCCAAAAGAAGCAGCAAAUGAAUAAAAGUGAAUUUACAGAGAGAUUUGUGAUUCCACGAACAAGGAAAGCUUCCAAGUAUAUCACCAUCUACAAGGAAAUAUGCAAGAAUGGCUUCUAUGCGGUUGACCUUCCUGCUCAGGAGGGCACUGCCAUUUGAAUUUAUAAUGAGGGAACUAUACAGCAAUGGAAGUAUAAUCCUUAUGUUAAAGGCACUUAUAUUUCUUGUUCCUAUCAUCUCACAAGAAAACAUGAAGCUGGGACUGCAACACAUGUAUUAAAUCAUGCUGCACUACUCAGAAGGCGGUCCCACAGAGAUUGAGGAUUAAUCUGAAGUAUCCAUCAGACUAUGGAACAUUGAGGCUGUUCCAAUAAACUUCUACUUUUCUAAACAAUGACAUUUGGAAGAAUGAAAUAAAAUAAAGACAUUCUCUGCAUU
Molecule: messenger RNA, 1273 nt
Organism: Lacerta agilis (Sand lizard)
Lineage: Eukaryota; Metazoa; Chordata; Lepidosauria; Squamata; Lacertidae
Gene: MKRN2OS
Product: MKRN2 opposite strand
Exons: 4
Coding region: 248-994 (248 amino acids)
Source: RefSeq, a predicted model, not a curated record